Molecule: messenger RNA, 1419 nt
Organism: Papaver somniferum (opium poppy)
Lineage: Eukaryota; Viridiplantae; Streptophyta; Magnoliopsida; Ranunculales; Papaveraceae
Product: zinc finger CCCH domain-containing protein 14-like
Exons: 3
Coding region: 249-1169 (306 amino acids)
Molecular function (GO): metal ion binding; mRNA binding
Source: RefSeq, a predicted model, not a curated record
CUUGUUUCUUAAUUCUUUAUCCUAGUAUCUCUCUCUCUUUUUUUCUUCGAUAUCUCGUUCUGCCUCCCUCUCUUUGUUUCAGAUCUCUGUCUUGCCUCCCUGUCUCGCUUUUGCCUUCCUAGGGUUUUACUUUAAUUCCCCUCUUACUCACUAAAUUUAGGGUUUCGCUUAAUUUCACACCCUCGUAUUUCAUCUCUUUUCAGUUUCGUAUUCUUUAAUUCAAUUCAUCCAUAGGUAUAAGUAUAGUUAUGGAACCAGCUCGCAAAAGAGGUAGACCUGAUGCUGCUUUUAAUGGUAAUGGCGGAUUCAAGCGGAAUAAACAAGAAAUGGAGACCUUUACACCUGGUAUAGGAAGCAAAUCAAAGACAUGCACAAAGUUUUUCAGUACUUCGGGGUGUCCAUUUGGCGAGGGCUGCCACUUCCUACACUAUGUACCUGGUGGUAUUUCUGCAGUGUCUCAGAUGACCAACUUAGGUGGAAACCAAACUCAUAUGCAACCUUCAAGACAUGCAGUGGGCCCACCACCAAUGACACCUGAUAUUACAUCUCCAACAUCUGCUAAAACCCGAAUGUGCACCAAAUUUAACUCUGCAGAAGGUUGUAAAUUUGGGGACAAAUGUUAUUUUUCUCAUGGAGAGAGGGAAUUUGGGAAAGCCCCGUCGUACGAAGGAUCUUUGGCCCCUUCUUCACAUAUGAUGGGUAGGAUGCCUAGUAGGUACGAGCAACAACCUCCACCACAAAGCCUCGCUGCUGCAGCAAGCUUUGGUGCCUCCGCAACUGCUAAGAUCAGUGUAGAUUCAUCUCUUACCGGAGCAAUCAUAGGGAAGGGUGGUGUAAAUUCAAAGCAAAUCUGUCGUCUGACUGGAGUGAAGCUUGCAAUACGGGAGCAUGAAUCAGAUCCUAACUUGAAAAACAUUGAGCUUGAGGGUACCUUUGAUCAGAUUAAACAAGCUAGCGCAAUGGUUCGCGAAUUAAUUGUUAAUGUUGCUGCUGCCACGGGACCCAUGAAGAACCAUCAUCCUCAUGGAGCACCGACACCUGCAUAUGGGCCAGGAGGUAACAACUUUAAGACGAAGAUGUGUGAUAACUUCGCCAAGGGGUCAUGCACAUUUGGGGAGAAGUGCCAUUUUGCACAUGGUGCAAGUGAUUUGCGCAAGCCUGGAAUGUGACGCCCUUUCCUUUCUCUAUCUGGUCCAGUUUUUGUUCUAAUUUUUCAUCUUGUCAGUCAGUUAGGUUUCUACUGAUGUUUUAUUUGUAGUUAUGUAAAUCCUUCUCUGAGGCUUUAUUAAUUCCUAGAGAUUUAGCAGAUUUUCUGUAAGGUGAGGAUAUGACAAAUAUCAGUAACAAAAGAUUUAACCCUAUCAUGCAUUUCUGAUGGUUAAAUUGAUUAUCUAAAUUGGCAGUAUGACUUUAGUUGAA